UGUUCUUGAGCUACACAUAUAAACGUACACACUUAGAUAAAUGAGUAAUGAUAAAGUGAGUGCUACUAGCCAUGAGCUUCUUCAAGCUCAAGCUCAUGUGUGGAAUCAUAUCUUCCAGUUCAUAAACUCCAUGUCAUUAAAGUGUGCAGUUCAAUUAGGCAUCCCAGAUGUGAUUCACAGCCAUGGCCAACCCAUAUCCCUUUCCAAUCUCAUUUCCGGCCUCAAUGUCCACCCUUCGAAAGCUCAUUUCAUCGCACGCCUCAUGCGAAUCCUUGUCCACUCCAAUUUCUUUGCACAAGACCAGCAAGUUCAGCUACCACUUCUUCCAAACGAUAAUAACAACAAUGAGAAUAUUGUUCAUCAGGAUCUUGAUGAUGAAGAGGAGGAAAAAACUGUUGUGGUGUAUAGACUAACACCAGCUUCCAGGCUUCUCCUCAAGGAAAGUCCAUUAAGCACCACACAAUUUUUACUUAUGAUUCUUGAUCCAGUAGUAACAGAUCCAUUUCAUCUAAUGGGCACUUGGUGCCAGAUGAACAAUCAUGGAAAUCAGGAUCAUCCAGCUUCCCCAUUUGAGAUGGCACAUGGUAGGCCUUUCUGGGGUUUGGCUGCUCAGCAACCAAAGUUUGGUAGCUUGUUUAAUGAAGCAAUGGAGGCUGACUCUCAACUGCUAGCAAGGGCAGUGGUUGAAGAGUGUGAAGGAGUUUUUGAGGGUUUAAAUUCCUUGGUUGAUGUUGGAGGUGGCACAGGAACCAUGGCCAAGGCCAUUGCCAAGGCCUUCCCGAACAUCAAUUGCACUGUCUUUGACCAACCACAUGUUGUUGCAAACUUGCAGGGGACUCACAAUUUGGAUUUUGUUGGAGGAGACAUGUUUGAGAAGAUACCCCCAGCAAAUGCAAUUUUCCUCAAGUGGAUUCUGCAUGAUUGGAGUGAUGAGGAAAGCGUGAAGAUAUUGAAGAAGAGUAGAGAAGCAAUUCUGAGCAAAAAUGGGGGAGGAAAGGUUAUCAUCCUGGACAUAAAUGUGUCUGUAGAUAAUAAGAAGAUGGAUAAGAAAUCAAUUGAAACUCAGCUCAUGUGGGAUAUCUUGAUGAUGGUCGACCUCAAUGGCAAAGAGCGUAGUGAAGCAGAGUGGGAAAAGCUCUUUCUGACUGCUGGAUUCUCUCACUAUAAGAUUACACAUAUAUUGGGCCUAAGGUCUCUUAUUGAAGUUUACCCCUGAAAAAAAGCAUCUCUUUUAAUUGCAUGUUAAGUGCAUGCGAAAUAAACCCUAAAUCUAUUUUACCUCUUUUGGUGUG
Prunus mume (Japanese apricot) is the source of this 1292-nucleotide messenger RNA. Its product is annotated as trans-resveratrol di-O-methyltransferase-like. The record is from RefSeq and is a predicted model, not a curated record. Lineage: Eukaryota; Viridiplantae; Streptophyta; Magnoliopsida; Rosales; Rosaceae. Gene Ontology annotation, molecular function: protein dimerization activity; O-methyltransferase activity.